GGAGGGUCCGGAAUAUUCCUGGUGAAUGAUUCAUCCGAGGGGCUGGCAUACAGUAGGUGCUUAAUUAAUGCCCCCCCUCGCUACACUCCCUGGUCUGACAACUCAGUUUCCCGGGACAACAGAACCUCAAAAACCUCGCUUGAGAAAAGAUGGUUUAGCUGAAAGAGAGCCACAUCUGGGGCUCCCGAGAGAUCUAAAAGGAUAUGCAGAAGGAGCCAGGCCAGAACAAUUCGUGGGAGCAGUAGGGACCAACGUAGAAGCCGCCACCCUCCAUAGGACAGCUGCAGAAAGCAAUUUCCUUGACCAGUUGAUGAUAACUACAUACAAAGAGGAAGAGCUCUUCUCGUAUUUGGAACUGAAAAAGAGGCACACAACAAGCAAACAAGCUGAUAACAGGGAUUUAGCCACACAAAGCAACUUCCAGCAUAUAACCUUGGCCCCAGAGUUUCCUAUCUUGGAGAAGCAGAACUGGUUGAUACAUCUUCAUUACAUCCGCAAAGACUAUGCAGCAUGCAAGGCUCUUAUCAAAGAACAGCUUCAGGAAACUCAAGGCUUAUGUGAAUACGCCAUCUAUGUCCAAGCUUUAAUAUAUCGCCUCGAAGGGAAUAUCCAAGAAUCCCUAGAACUCUUUCAGUCUUGUGCUGUUCUCAAUCCUCAGAAUGCUGACAACCUCAAGCAGGUGGCCAGGUCCUUAUUUCUUUUGGGAAAACACAAAGCUGCUAUUGAAGUAUAUAACGAAGCAGCUAAACUUAACCAGAAAGAUUGGGAGAUCUGCCACAACUUAGGAGUUUGCUACAUGUACCUGAAACAUUUCAACAAGGCAAAAGACCAGUUGCACAGUGCCCUACAGCUCAACAGACAUGAUCUGACUUACAUAAUGUUGGGGAAAAUUCAUCUGCUGGAGGGGGAGCUAGAGAAGGCGAUUGACAUUUAUAAGAAGGCAGUGGAGUUCUCACCGGAAAAUACAGAACUUCUUACAACCCUGGGACUACUCUAUUUACAGCUUGGCAUUUACCAGAAGGCAUUUGAACAUCUUGGAAACGCACUGACUUUUGAUCCUACCAACUACAAGGCCAUCCUAGCAGCAGGCAGCAUGAUGCAGACCCACGGCGACUUUGAUGUUGCUCUCACCAAAUACAGAGUUGUGGCGUAUUCUGUGCCCGAAAGUCCCCCAUUAUGGAACAACAUUGGAAUGUGCUUCUUUGGCAAGAAGAAGUAUGUGGCGGCCAUCAGCUGUCUGAAGAGGGCCAACUACUUGGCGCCAUUCGACUGGAAGAUCUUGUACAACCUGGGACUUGUUCACCUGACCAUGCAGCAGUACGCCUCCGCCUUCCACUUUCUCAGCGCCGCCAUCAACUGCCAGCCCAAGAUGGGGGAGCUCUACAUGCUCUUGGCAAUUGCUUUGACCAAUCUGGAAGAUACUGAGAAUGCCAGCCGAGCCUAUGCAGAAGCGGUCGCCCUGGACCAGUCUAAUCCUCUGGUGAAUCUGAACUAUGCUGUGCUGCUGUACAAUCAGGGAGAGAAGAGGAGGGCCUUGGCCCAGUACCAGGAGAUGGAGAAGAAAGUCACCCUGCUAAAGGGGAGCAGCUCUCUGGACUUUGACCCCGAGAUGGUGGAAAUGGCUCAGAAAAUGGGGGCAGCUCUGCAAGUUGGAGAAGCACUGGUCUGGACUAAACCAGUUAAAGAUCCCAAGUCAAGGAAUCGAACAAGUUUGACCAACAGGUCAUCCAGUUUCCAGCAGCCCUUGGGUUCCAACCAAGCUCUAGGGCAAGCAAUGUCUUCAGCAGCCAUGUUUGGGAGAGCCACACAGCUCCCUGCAGGUGCUGGUGGGCCACCUCAGUUUGCAAAGCCUCCUUCCCUUCCUCUGGAGCCAGAGACAGAUCCAGCUGAAGCCAUAAACUCUGAGACCCAAGAACAAAAAGAGACACAGAAAAGCAAGGCGGCCCCAGAAUAAAGAUUUCUCCCUUGGAAAGAACGCGGCAGAUUCAGACAGAGCAGGACAGUAUAACCACAGCAGAUUGGUGUCCUAUGAUGACAACCUUUAGCUACGGCCUGCAUCUUGAUGGAAAUCCUCAAACCCCGAGGCUGUGCAGUGUAGCAACCACUGAUUUCUGACCUGCUGUUAGAAUAGCUGCCCUCCAGGCCCGGAGCAAGCGUCCCAGCCUCACCUGCCCCGGGGAAUCUGGAACAUGGCUCCAAGCUCAGCUCAGGAGAGCUUAGAUCAUGUUGUCCUGACUACAGAUCCAGCAGCAACAGGAGCUCUUGCUGAAUGAAAAGAGCUGCUCAGAGUGAGUUUUUAUUUAAGGCAAUCACUGACCAUUGUCUAUUUGUAUAUUCUUGAUAGAAUAAAGAUUAUGUAUUGUCA
Molecule: messenger RNA, 2365 nt
Organism: Dromiciops gliroides (monito del monte)
Lineage: Eukaryota; Metazoa; Chordata; Mammalia; Microbiotheria; Microbiotheriidae
Gene: BBS4
Product: Bardet-Biedl syndrome 4
Exons: 19
Coding region: 68-1954 (628 amino acids)
Biological process (GO): protein localization to cilium; cilium assembly
Cellular component (GO): ciliary basal body
Molecular function (GO): protein binding
Source: RefSeq, a predicted model, not a curated record